Messenger RNA from Trichoderma breve, 492 nucleotides. RefSeq lists its product as uncharacterized. The record is from RefSeq and is a predicted model, not a curated record. The transcript has 4 exons. The coding region runs from base 1 to 492 and encodes 163 amino acids. Lineage: Eukaryota; Fungi; Ascomycota; Sordariomycetes; Hypocreales; Hypocreaceae.
AUGGAUUGCGGUCAGCAGGAGAAAGGUUCAUCAGCAUGGACGGAGGACGCCAAGUUCCAGUUCUUGCUUCGAAUCGUUGCGCAGCUCAAGGGCGAUGGCCGUGGAAUCAAAUGGGAGAAGAUUGUUAUUCCCGGCCGAACUCCCAAGAGCCUCAAGAACAUGUGGACGAAGAUCAAUAAACAAAUCAAUGAUUUUGAGGCUCGGGAGAACAGUGGCGAGGGUCCCCUUGUUGUCCCUGCUACGCCGCGGAAGAGGGGCCCUCCUCGCAAGAAGGACUCGGCCAAGACGGCAGGCCAGGGCGACGAAGGUCUUGACGACGACAUUUCUGACUUCAAGCAGAAAAUCUUGAAGAAACGUACUGUUGAAGACCGUGAGGGCGAGCAUAUCGGAGAGGGCGAGCAUUUUGGACGAGCCAAGAAGCGACCCAAGAUCAAAGCUGAGGCGACGGCUGGCCCUGUUCGCGUGAAGAGAGAAGAUAAAUAUGGUGUUUGA